AUGGGAAAUGGGCAGCGGAACAAUAAGCGGCCACGCAAGAGCUCAGCCGAGGCUCAGGAGGGCGCCGAAAACGAUGUGGCUGGCGAUGAUUUCAAGCUGCACCCCGACCCGCUAUGGUCUGAUGACGAGCGCGACGAGGCAGACCACCCAGCCAAGCGCCAGGCCACUGGCACAGCCGGCGAGGACAAGGCAGCAGCGUCUACGAGGAAGCGCGCCAGCAGCAGCGCCACUACUGCAGCAACCGCCAGCGCACUGAAGCAGCUUUGCGGGGAGCAAGGAGCGGCUCGAGCAGCAGAACAAUCUCUGAAGGCUAUGCUGGAGAUCAAGGAGGCCGCGAGCAGAAAGCGCGAGGAAGAUAGGAAGGCGGGUGUACCAACCGACUCAACGGCCGAUCACCAUGACCACGAUGCCGAUGAUAGCGAUGAUGAGCACGGGAAGAGCGAGAAUGGCGCUAGCAACGAGAAGACGACGCAAGCCGAGGCCGAGGCUGGAGUUGAGGCUGAUGCUGAGACUGAGGCUGAUGCUGAUGCUGACGCUGAAGGUGCCAGCAUGUCAAAGACAGCCAAAGACAAUUCCGCGCCUGCAGGCAAGGGCGGCAAGGCAGAGAAAGCCUCGUCCGGUCCGCGUCUGACCCUGCGCAUGCUUGUGCCGAACCGGUGCAUAGGCAGCAUCAUGGGCCAUGGCGGCUCGACGAUCAACAGCAUCCGCGACGAGGCGGGGGUCAACAUCCGGACGUCCGAGUCGAUGCUGCCGCACUCGUCGGAGCGCGUGGUAGCUCUGAUAGGUGCGCCGUCGGCGAUUGCCAAGGCGAUGAGGCUGGUGGCCAGAGUUCUGGCCAAGGACAUGAGCGCAUAUACCACCAGCGAUUGCUAUGUCCCCGCAGUCAAUCUGCCGUCGGCAAUGACAGUCAACAUGUCGAACCGCCGUAGCAAGCCAUUCAACAACCGCUCGCGCUCUGGCGACAAGCGCUACCACAGCCACCGUCCUGGAGGACAGCGCUAUACCAACUACCACAACAGCCGCGGCCCGGGUACUAAUGCCAACAACAAUGGCGGCCGGUACAACACCAACUUCCGGCAGGGUGGCGCGCAGAACAGCUAUACCCAGGGCUACAGCAGCGCCAACCGGGGCGGGGCUGGAGGCAGCUACAACAACCGUGACCGCGACCGCGACCGUGACCGCGACCGUUUUGACAGGAACAGCCGGUACCCGAAUGGCGCUGGCGGCCGGUUUGACUACAACGACCGCCCCGGGGUAUUGGACGCGGCCUCUGGACCGUACAGCAACUUUCGGAGCCAGGGCAACGGGAUGCGGCCUGGUCCUGGAGUGGGCGGCAGCGGUGGCGGAUACAGGUACUCUGGGCCUGCCACGAGCAGCUACCAGCCUUACACUCCGCAAAAUGGUGGAGGAUCGCGCUACAGCAAUCCCAUGCCCAGUCAGGGGCCGAUAGGAUCGAAUGGCAAUGGCUACGGUGGCAGCAGCUACGGCGGUAGCGGCUACGGCGGCGGCGGCAGUGCUGGCAGCUACGGCGGCAGCAGCGGGGGUCCUGUUCCAUAUCCGAUGGCGACGCCUGUUUCUUACGGAUACUCGGCGCCGAUGCAGCCAAUGGUGCAGGCGGCGGGUACCCGAAUCCACGGCCAUACAACUCGCGUAGGCGGGGGUGGAGGUGGUCGGCCGCACAUGGGGUCUGGGCCCAUGCAUAGCGGCGGUGUCGGGUCUGACGGCAGGUACCCGUCUGGGCCUAGCGGCGUGGGCAGCACGAUCCAGCAGAUGUAUAUUCCGGCGGAUAGGGUCGGGGUACUCAUUGGGCGUAAGGGCGAGACCAUCAACGGGAUCCGGCGCGCGACCAACGCGGAUGUUGAGAUCCAAAACGCCUGA
Messenger RNA from Linderina pennispora, 1878 nucleotides. RefSeq lists its product as uncharacterized. The record is from RefSeq and is a predicted model, not a curated record. The transcript has 5 exons. Lineage: Eukaryota; Fungi; Kickxellomycota; Kickxellomycetes; Kickxellales; Kickxellaceae. Gene Ontology annotation, cellular component: cytoplasm; nucleus. The coding region runs from base 1 to 1878 and encodes 625 amino acids. Gene Ontology annotation, biological process: regulation of gene expression. Gene Ontology annotation, molecular function: mRNA binding.